Messenger RNA from Eriocheir sinensis (Chinese mitten crab), 6250 nucleotides. RefSeq lists its product as uncharacterized. Lineage: Eukaryota; Metazoa; Arthropoda; Malacostraca; Decapoda; Varunidae. The coding region runs from base 740 to 5746 and encodes 1668 amino acids. The record is from RefSeq and is a predicted model, not a curated record. Gene Ontology annotation, molecular function: protein binding. The transcript has 10 exons. Gene Ontology annotation, cellular component: plasma membrane.
GGUAAAGCGCGGGGAGGUUGUCGCAGUCGUGGUCCGGUGUGCAGUGACUGGCAGGGAUCGCUACUAGGGGGAUUUCCGUGGUAUAUGAGGUGCCAGCAACAGUCCUGCGUGUCAGUGUGUCUCGGGUUGUGGUUCGGAGUGGAUGUCAUGGUUGUGGUACUUGAAGUGUGAGAUAAAUAGAAAAAGAAUAUUAGCGGUGUAUUUUUUGUUGUCUGUGUAAAGGGUAAAUGCAUUCACCUGUUUGAAUGCCACCCACCACAGGAAUGUUGUGACUAGACAAACAUAAAGGAGUACUUAAAUGAUGAUAAUAUGUAGACGUUAAUAUAGUUUUACCAAAGGAAAUAUGCGAUAAGUGACCAACAAAUAAAAACAACACGAAACAGAUCCCCAUUAAAGAAUAUAUCAUUAAACGGAAACAACGGAAUAAAUACAACGCGAAUACAAAGUGGAUACGUUUUAAGAAUUCAAGCAAGUGUAAAAGUAGAGGAAGACAACAUUAAAAAAAAGUCAAUAUAUACUUUCAAGUGUCAUCCUCGGUAAUUUGAAUACGUAUGAAGUUAUGAACACAAACAAAAACUAAAAACAAAUAACCAUCGUACCAUCAACAGGACACCAGGUGUAUCUCAUAUGUAAACACAACAAACAGGUGACUCGUGAUAAGGUGAAGUGUGAGUGUGCUUCUCAACCGCUUAAUUAGUCACACCUUCACCUGCAUCAUCUUCCCUAUCACACCUUUACAAUGGUCCGGUGUCUCAUCAAAUCCCACAAUCAACAGUACAAAAUGGCCUCUUCGCAGAACGAGGAUGCCGAGGGGAUGUGCACCAGUGUGGCCUCCCUGGAGCCUGACCCCCGCUACUCCGGCUGCUGCUCGAGUAUCUUCCGCCCCGGCCGCGUCUUGAGGGACAUCGUGGUCGGCUCCCUCGUUGUCAUCGCCAUCGCCGUCGUCAUCGCUGUGGUCUUCGUCGUCUGCUUCUUCUUCAUCCCCUCUAAAUCCUUGGGUGAAGCGCCGCAGCUCGGGGAGGAGGGUGCCUUCCACGGGAAGCCCAUUGAAGAGGAUGAGCCCUAUCGCGGUAUAAAUGAAGUAGAGCUCAACAACAACACUAGAUAUGAUGUGAACCCUGAGCUAGCGAGGGUCAGGGAAGGCGAAAAGGACCCUCAUGGCCAUGACCACGAAGGACAUGACCACAGCCAUGAUCACGAGGGGCACUCACAUGACCUUGAUGGUCACGAGGAACACCACCACGUUGGCCCCGUCCCUGAGUCUGAACCUGAGCCUGAGCCUGAAUCUGAGCCUGAGCCUGAAUCUGAGCCCGAGCCAACAGCAGAACCCGAGCCAGAACCUGAGGCCACCCCAGAGCCAGAGCCAGAAGGAGACCACACCCACGGCAAGGGCCCCGUGACUCACGACCACGCUCACCCUGAAAUGGACCAUGACCACACACACCCAGAGGCUGACCACGACCACACUCACCCCACCAUGGACCAUGAUCACACCCUGGGGCAUGGCCCAGUGAAUCAUGACCACACACACCCUGAAAUGGAUCAUGAUCACACUCAUCCUGCUGCAGAUAAUGACCAUAUUCACCCUGCUAUGGACCAUGAGCAUCCCCAUCCUGCUGAGGACCAUGAACACGCCCACCUUGCUGAGGCCCAUGAACAUACUCAAGAAAGGGGCCCAUUGACUCAUGACCACACUCAUCCUGAAAUGGAUCAUGAUCACACACACCCUGCUGCGGACCACAACCACACACACCCUGACCAUGAACAUGCUCACCCUGCUGAAGCUCAUGAGCAUGUUCAAGAGAAGGGCCCAUUGACUCAUGAUCACACACACCCUGAAAUGGAUCAUGACCACACUCACCCUGCUGCAGACCAUGACCACACUCACCCUGCUGCAGACCAUGAUCACACUCACCCUGCUGCAGACCAUGACCACACUCACCCUGCUGCAGACCAUGAUCACACUCACCCUGCUGCAGACCAUGACCACACUCACCCUGCUGCAGACCAUGAUCACACCCACCCUGAAAUGGACCAUGACCACACCCACCCAGAGAUGGACCAUGAUCACACUCACCCUGCUGAGGGCUUACCAAAGGCUGCAGACACAGAUGUGCACCAUGUCCCUGAGGCCUCUGAGUCUGAGGUGACUGUCGUCCCCACCACACACAGCCCCAAUGACAGGGAGGGGAGUGAUCUCCCUCCUCUAUUUGAGGUCUUCAGCCACAGGACCCCAACUGAGGAACAUGUAGAACACACACCUGAAGGUUCUGAGGGCACCCUGAAGGAACUGGUCGUGCCUCAUGAGCACCAGACUGAGGAGCCACACCAGCAGGCAGAGGCUCAUCAUGAGCACCAGACUGAGGAGCCACACCAGCAGGCAGAGGCUCAUCCUGAGGAGGUUCAUGGGGCGGUUGUGGCUGAAGCAACUCAGGAGGCACCUCAGGGUGAGUGCCAGCCUCGCCAACUGGAGAUGUGCAGUGACCUCCCACAUGGCCUCACUGCCUUCCCAAAUUGGGCCGGUGACCAGACAGAAGAGGAUAUGCAGAAGACUUCCCUCCCCUUCUUGCGGGAUGUGAUAGUGAGGUCCAGGUGUUCACCAAGAGCCAAGGAGUACUCAUGUGCCAUCCUUGAGCCUCCAUGCACCCCAGAGGGCACCAUUCUGCCGCCCUGCAGGACUUUCUGCAAAUCUGUGGCCUCCACCUGCCAGGAGUUCAUCACCUCCAGGUUCAGUCUCAGCAGCGCCUUUGACUGCGACAAGUUCCCAGACUCCUCAGACCCCAGUGUUUGCUUUGACAUGACCCAUGGGCCAUGUCUGGGUCUGGAGCACCAGUGUGGGGACGGCCGCUGUGUGGCCAAGAGGCUGGUCUGUGAUGGCCACUCUGACUGCCUUGACCACUCAGAUGAGGCAGAGUGUCCUGGCCGAGGCUCAGCUGAGGGAGUAGUGCCCGAGCAGACAGGCUUCAGCCCCUUCCUUCGUCUCCCUGAUGCCCCUCAAGAUGGCCUCGGAAAUGCAGACUCCUUCACAAACUCUCCCUCAAACACUCCCACAUCCAUCACUGAGCCUCAGGCAGAGGACAGAGCCACACUGGGCCAUCACCCUGCCUCUGAGAGCAAUGCUACACCCCUUAUCCUCACACCAACAGAGGAUUAUCAAGCUGACUACCCAGAGGAGGGUGUUGAGGAUCUGGCUGGAAAUGCCGACUAUUCGUAUGAUUACCCACUUGAAUUCACCCCGUCUGAGCCUCCUUCCGCACCACCAAGGGGUGCCAGUGGCACCACUUCUAACACUCCCUCUGAUCCUGGGAACUUUGUUAAUCCUUCAUUCAAUGACUCAGUGUGUGGUCAGAAUGACUUUGAGUGUGCAGAUGGCUCAGCCUGCAUACCCUCAGAGGCGGUGUGUGAUGGCCUCCAGCAUUGUGGAGACGGCUCAGAUGAAGCAGACUGUCAGCGCGUGGGAUGCAAUGCAGGAGAAUUCCGUUGUGCCACCACUGACCUGUGUGUCCCCGAGUCUUGGGUGUGUGACGGGACAGAUGACUGCCAAGACAAUUCUGACGAGACUGACUGUGACCUUCCACCCCUCCAAAGGUCCCCCUUGGUCCACACUGGGGGGGCACCUCACCUGGAGACCCUCACACCCCUUGGACAGUUUCCCCUCCCUGGGGGUCACCCUCAGGAUGUUUAUGGAGGAGGACGUGCACCACAGGAAUAUAAUUUCAAUGAGUUUGGGAAACUUCAGAACAGUGAUAACUCCUUUGUCAGUAUCAGCAAUGAUGGUUUCCCAGCUGUACCUGUGAACAAUGGAAUAAACGGAUCCCAUUCAAGGGAUUAUGCCAGAGAGCUGUUUUCAGGAGAAAGUAAUAUAGAUGAAGUUGUCCCUGUCCAGGAGGCAUUAGUAAACCACCCACCUGCUGUGGAGGGCUCUCUGGGCACUGUAAAGGCUGGGGAGCUGCCUAACUACGGUGAAACAGGUAACCCAGGGCCAGGACAGGAGGGACGGGAGGCUCCCAAAGACUCUGAGAGUAUGCUACUUGAGGACUUUGGUGGCUCUGAAUCAAGGUUGCCCUUCAAUGGUCAGCUGCAAGACUUUUCAGAAGAUCUGUACCGAGGAGACACAGUAGAUUCCUUUUCAGAGGACCUUUCCCGCCAUGAUUUUGAUCCUUCAGAUUUUUCAGAGGGGCCCAGCCAAGGCAGCUUUACUCCUGAUGCCCUCCCAGGAGGGACCUACAACUCUGAUCAAACUCCUGAAGUUUUCAAUGAGAAUCCCAACAAGUAUGAGGAGACACUUGAGGGUGAGGAAACCCUUGCUGUGCUUGGUGUCCCACAGGGCCAAGACUCAUUCAACCAGCCACCCCUUUAUGGAGACUUUGGACUGGGCCCUGAUCAUGAUCAGUCUCUGCCAGCUCAGGAUGAGUCUCAAAUACCUGUAGAUGAUGAAAUCAAAGCCUCUUUCCGAGAACUUUCAACAGCAACAGGCCACAAAAGCCCUCAACUCCUUGAGGUAGAAGAAACCAAGCCUUUGGAAGAAGAACCAUCACAGUUUUUACCUGAGACAUCACAUAUCUCAUCCAUCACUGAGGAAAGUUUUGUGGAAGCUGAGAGUAAUGAAGCCACAGAUUCAUUCCAUGAACACCAGGGCAACCUUCCUCAUGAACCCUUUCAGUCAAAUUUUGAGUCUCCUAAUCCACCACACCAACCAUUCAAUGGAGACUUUCCACAGCCAGGCAACAGUCCCAUCUAUUCAGACAAUGAACAGACCCCAUCACCAUCAACUCAGGGACAGGAGGCAAACCAUGAGCACAGGGAAAAUGGUGGAGCAUCUCAGACUGUGUUGAAUGAUGAGUCAAAUGAUGAAGAACCACAAGUCAGUCUUAAGACAAUUGACCCUGCAAUGCCCAUCAUAGAUUACCAAGAUGCCCCCAUCCCCACCACCACCACCACCACUGCUCCCACAGUCGGCAGAGUUAGCAGGCCAAGAGGCAGCACUCGGUUUUCGUACACCCGUCGUCCCUUCACCCGCAGGCCCUUGUCCAGCAGACCUUUAACCACCACCAAUAGGCCCCUAUCCAACAGACAUUUAACCACCACCCGCAGGACUGGAUCACCACCCAGUCCCCGCCCAGACCCUCCAACAUCCUCCUCCUUUCACUCACGCCUCCAGAGGUGGCGUUCCUCUCGUGUCCCAACGUACGAGUCACUAAGAACAGAGGCAGUAAAGGAGCGCCUUAACACGGAGGAAGAUGACCAGGAGGCCACUGGGGCGGAGGAGAGUGAUAUCCAGUCACCAAGACAAACAGUUCAGUCAUACCAACAGCACCCAAAUCCCCAGCAAUAUCCUGGCCCCACACCUACACUUAGGACCUCUAGGAUAGACUUGGAUGUGGAUGAUAAUUUCCCCCAAGAGUUCCUCAGGGAAGGAGUGGAGAUUCAGCCAGGAGGAGACAGUGAACCUGCCCCUUCAGGAUUCUCUCCCAUCCUCAUCAAAGCACCUCCUACCACCCAGCAAGUAGUGCAGGCACUCCCUCAGACACGUAUGUACCGCAGGGACUUCCUGAGAGAUGCCCUCGAACUGCAGAGGACUCGCUAUGACAUUAGGAGGACAGCACUUGAUGACACAAAUGUUCCCCAACAAGUGGGAGAUGACACAGAUACCACUGACAUUCCUGAAGCAGAAGCACCUCUCUUCCACCAUGAUUCUGAGAUACCAGUCCACAGCUCACCAGAUUAUGGUUCUUCGGACUACUAACCACAUUCCCCAAAUUACCCAUCAUUAGUGAUAACAAUGAUUUUAACCUGAAGGAGUCUGCCACACACCUCCAUGAACUGUAGUGUAUGUAUAGCAAUGUGUGUCUGCUUGCUUAGCACCUCACAGAGCCUCCCUUCUUAGUAACUAGGCUCACUGUGUCAAUACAAAUAUCUAAUGUAAAUAAUGUAUGUAAUAGCAUCAACUAACACAAUUAAAACUUUGGUCUUACUUUACUGAAUAAGCAUAACUACCUCAACACUUUUUGAUUUAAGGACCAUGAGUACAUUAGUAGAUUGAUCUAACAUUGGUAAAUACUACCGAUUCUGAAAAUACUCUGCAAUGAAUGGUAAAUUGUAAAUAACAAAUAACAUGACUAGAACUAAGGUACUAACAUCAAAUGACAACAAAUAAGGGAUAAUGAUUAAACUCCUUAACACAUCUUUAACCACACCAGAAGCUGCAGGGAUGAAGAACAAUAGAAGGCACUUGACUAAUACCAUCGUG